Molecule: messenger RNA, 2531 nt
Organism: Acipenser ruthenus (sterlet)
Lineage: Eukaryota; Metazoa; Chordata; Actinopteri; Acipenseriformes; Acipenseridae
Product: thiamine transporter 1-like
Exons: 6
Coding region: 150-1625 (491 amino acids)
Biological process (GO): vitamin transport; transmembrane transport
Cellular component (GO): plasma membrane
Molecular function (GO): vitamin transmembrane transporter activity
Source: RefSeq, a predicted model, not a curated record
CUACAGUGAAGACGUAUUUUAAAGCUGCGCGUGCAUGUGCUCCCAAAGAGAUACCGUCGCAGAGCACGGCUCUGGCCUGCAGUUGUACGCUCUUGAAACAGUCAGCCAGAGAAAGAGAAAGGUUAAGAAAUAUUGUCGUGCCGCUAGCGAUGGCAGAAGCAUGGGUCUUCCCGACGUUUGUGCUGUGUCUUUGCGGAUUUUUCACAAGUAUGAGACCUUCAGAGCCCUUCAUCACAGCAUACCUUGUGGGACCUGAUAAAAACUUGACACAGAAAGAGGUGUUUAAUGAAGUCUUCCCAGUGUGGACGUACUCGUACCUCGCUCUGCUGCUUCCAGUUUUCCUGGCUACAGACUUCCUUCGCUACAAACCUGUCAUCAUACUGCAGGGGGCGAGUCUCAUCAUUACCUACCUGAUGCUCAUGUAUGCCCAGGGACUAAUGGCAACACAGUUUAUGGAGUUCUUUUAUGGGGUCUCCACAGCCACAGAGAUUGCUUACUACUCCUACAUCUACAGUGUGGUGGAUUCUGCCCAGUACCAGAAGGGGACUAGUUACUGUCGUAGCAUCACGCUGGUAGGGUACACUGUAGGCUCGGUCACAGGACAGGUCCUGGUGUCGCUGGCACAGGUGCCCUUGUUCUACCUGAACGCCAUCACUUUGACAUCUGUGACGUUGGCCUUUGUCACCUCAUGGUUUCUGCCAAUGCCAAAUAAGAGCCUGUUUUUCCAUCAAGCACAUGGAUGUGUGGACAAAAAGGAGCUGACAAUCAAGGCUGCAGGAUUGUCUCCCAGAGUGCUAUCUAGGGCUGCACUGGAAGAUCCAGAGUCUAAGGUUCCACUGAAUGCUGAGGAAAGCCCUCCUGCUGCUCAACAUGUGAAAGAGGGGCAGGCUGUCGGCGGUGGUGGUUUAUUGGAAGUACUCAGGAUACUGUGGCUGGAUUUGCUGCAGUGCUACUCCUCCUGGCCUCUGCUCUGCUGGUCGGUAUGGUGGGCUCUGUCCACCUGCGGAUACUUACAGGUGAUCAACUAUGCCCAGGCACUGUGGGAGGAGGUCCUGCCGUCCCAGGACUCGGACAUCUACAAUGGCUGUGUGGAGGCCAUCUCAACUUUACUAGGUGCUGUCGCAGCUUUUGGUGUGGGCUAUGUGAAGAUAUCCUGGAAAGACUUGGGGGAGCUGGUGCUAUGCAGUUUCUCAGUUGUCAUUGCUGUAGCUGUGUACAUUAUGGACACUGUCAGAAACAUUUGGGUGUGCUAUGUGUCUUAUGUUGUUUUCAGAAGCACACAUAUGUUGCUAAUAACUAUUGCAACGUAUCAGAUAGGGGCUAACCUGAGCAUGGAGAGGUACGCCCUGGUGUUUGGUGUAAACACUUUUGCUGCUGUCGCCUUACAAACUUUACUCACUGUCAUUGUGGUCGACUCCAGUGGACUUGGACUGGACAUUUUUACUCAGUUUCUUAUUUAUGCAAGCUACUUUGGCAUGAUUGCAGCUGUUUUCCUCGCAGCUGGACUUUACAAAUUAGUGGUAAGGCGGAGAAGGAGCCAUACGCCUGAGACAGUCGGUGGAAUAACUGAAUCUGACUUUUCAGGGGACCAGGUGUCUCUGAAUGACUGCAACUACCAUCACUAACACAUCUAGAAGCCUUCACAAUGCUGGACUAUUUGAUGUAUAUUUGGACACUUGCAAAGAUAGUGUUACAGUAUGAGUGUUCUUUUGUGUGUGUAAGUAAGUGAGUGGAGUAGUUGGUCUCUUUACAAGGUAAAGAUACAAAAUACUUUUCUUGGACAUCCAUAUUUUUGCACUCUGUUACAAUCAUUUCGGAUGUAUAAACCAGUCCAGAUACAGCUGCUUUAUUUCCCUUUGUAUCAAUGUAAUGGAGACCCCCUUCACUGGAGGGGCAGAAUGUUAAAACCAGCAGUACUGCUAACUUGUUUUAUAUUGCCUAUUUAUUUAUUUUGAAUCUAAUGUAGUGUCAGACAAUACACCACCAUGCAGUUUGGUAUGGUGGCUUCCUAGUGGAUGGAAAAUGUUUGCAAUAUGUAUAAUCUAAAGCUGUUGCAGAGAUGACAUUACCAAAAAGGAUGUACUUGCAUUCAGAACUGAAGAACUGUAUGUGAUCAUGUGUAAAGAGGUAGCAGUGCAAUGAGAACCAUAUUACAAUCGUACAUUUUAGUUGCAGAUUUGCAUAUGUGCCUUUUAGAUUCUUGCACUAUAACUCUUAUGCCACCAGCAGCUCUCCCCUAUUGCAGUUUGCCUUGCUGUGAUGUUUGAGUGUGAGCUGUUUAUGGUUUAGCUUUUUGUUUGAUCAAUUUCUUGAUCAAACAAAUGUAAAUGCAGACAGUAGUGAGUUAAUUUAUAUUCUGAAUAGUUACAAGAAUGUUAAUGAGUGAUGUGUUCCUUGCUCAUUCUAAAGGAGAUAGCAUCAAAAAGAAAGUUAUCCUGAAGAGGUACAGUACUGAUUCAUUCUGAUCAUACAAUCUGCAGUUCUGGUCUAUUCCAGCAGGUGGUGAUUUGCAAUAUAUAUAUAUAUAUAUA